Molecule: messenger RNA, 5753 nt
Organism: Penicillium brasilianum
Lineage: Eukaryota; Fungi; Ascomycota; Eurotiomycetes; Eurotiales; Aspergillaceae
Source: the annotation of a GenBank genome assembly
GUUUGCGUUAUGAUCUUGUAGAUUGGAACAUUUUUCAAUUUAAUUACAAUCCCGAAAACUAUAUUUAUCCGCGCAUACGCCAGGUCUGUAAUCUGUCCAAACUCCUGACAGGGUCGCGCACAACUCCUGGUAGAACGGUGUAACGACUUUUGUUUACUCCACGAUCUUGCCCUUGUUGACAACGAAGCCCUCCAGAGCAGAGAUAGCGGCCCACAAGCGAUUCUCAGCCUCGGGGAACACGAGGGAGCGCGGGCUGUAGAAGACCUCGUCGCUGACCUCCUCGGGGUGUCGGGGCAGACAGUGCAUGAACUUCCAGCCCUCCUUGGCACCACCGCGCUUGGCCAUCUCAUUCGUAAUCUGGAAGCCCUCAAAGGCCUUCAUGCGCUUCUUGGCCUCUUCCUCCUGGCCCAUGGACACCCAGGUGUCGGUCACCAGAAUAUCAGCAUCCUUAACGGCCUCCUCGGGAAUGUUGGUCUGGCUGAGCUUGCCAGGAGUAGCGACACCCUCGCCGGCACGCUGAAUGAUCUCAAGCAUCUCGGCGGGGAUUUCGUAACCCUUGGGCGUAGCGACGGCCACGUCGACACCCAUUUUGGCAGCACCAAUGGCCAGAUCAAAGAGGACGUUGUUGGCAUCGCCAACCCAGGCGAUCUUCAGACCCUCCAGGCCGAGACUGGAGAGGCCGUGGGCCUUGGGUGUGAAGGUCUCGUAGAUAGUGAGGAAGUCGGCGAUGAUUUGCAGGGGGUGAAACGAAUCGCACAAGGCAUUGAUCACGGGGACGGUAGAAUGCUUGGCCAGAUCGGCCACGUCGGAGUGCUUGGAAACUCGCGCAACAAUGCAAGAAACCAUAGAAGAGAUGACCACGGAGGUAUCGUAUACUGACUCAUUCACGCCGAGCUGAAUGUCGUCUUUGCCCAGGAACAUGGGGUGGCCGCCCAUUUGUACGGUAGCGGCCUCUGUGGAAACACGAGUACGGGUGCUUCGCUUGUUGAACAUCAUGGCGACGGUCUUUCCGGACAGGGAUCCCAGGAGGCUUUGUGGGAUAGCUCCGGACUUGAUGGUUCGCUUGUGCGAGGCGGCAUUGCGCACUAGAGUCGCGAAUUCCGUGGGCGUCAAGUCUGCAAUGGAGAGAAGAUGGCGCGGAGCGAAGGGAGAGGUAGGAGGAGUAGUUUGUGUCUGGUGGGCAAACCGUCGGAGUCCAUUAGCCGGGAGUGUUCGACCCAGGGAAGAGGUGGAGCUGGCCAAUUGAGUUACACUUUGGGUGCCAUAACGGGUAGCAGCUUUCAGACCGCUAGCCAUGGUGGGCUGUGUGUUUGGAGAUUGGAAAGAGGUGGGAGGGAAGCCGGGGGAAUGCGUGUAGGGUGUAACUGGAAGAGGGAAAGAGGGAGGAAGAGGGAGGAAGAGGCAGAAGGGCAGGGGAUCGGAACGCAAGAUAACUAGUCAACUAGGUGAGUGGAAACCGCAAUGACUCAACUCAGAAGGUUAACUAACUUAACUUAUCCGGAGAGGGCAUUCUUGGCCUUUGGCGCCUGGAUACCUGAAGAAUUAGGUGUCAGGUCCGACCUCUCCACACUUCCGUUAUCGUGAGCUUAUCGACAUCGUCAUCGCCCUUCCCUCUUCCCCCUCCCUCAACAUCUUCCUGGAACGAAGAGAGAGAGACUUCUGUUACUGCCUUUCAUUGCUUAUAGAUUAUCUGGCCGUGAUGGCUGAUGAGGAGAGCCAGCCGCUGCUGGACGAGCAGGUCCGAUCCUCUUCUCCUGGACCAUCCUCAGGCACCACCACUCGUCCCGACCAGCCUCGCCGAUCAUUUGAACUAUCAUCUGAGUCAACACCGCUACUUCAUCGUCGCGACAACGACAUUACUCCAUAUGGAACCCAACGGAGACUAUCAGAGUCGGAGUUGGCCGAUGAGGAUACCCCUAAGAAUCAGGGCCGAGUGCGGUGGCCAAUUGUGAUAUCCCUCUUGGCCCUUACCACCACCAUCCUGGGGAUCUUGGUCUUUGCCUUUGCUGCACCGGCAGUGGCCAAAGAAUAUGCUCAAGAAGCAGCAGUAUUCAAACCAACCGCACUUUCGAUUGAUUCUACAACAGAAGAUGGCGUACGGGCUCGAGUCCAAGGCGAUUUCGUCAUGGACGCCCGUCGUGUGAAGACCAAAUCGAUGCGUGACUUUGGGCGUUUCAUGACCUGGAUCGCUCGAGAGGUUGAGACGGGCGAAUCAGAAGUUGACGUAUAUUUGCCAGAGUAUGGGAAUAUUUUGAUUGGAAAUGCGCACUUGCCCUCUAUUAAAGUCAAUAUUCGCAAUGGGCAUCAAACCCAUGUUGAUUUUCUGACCGACUUGACUGCGGGAGACAUCAAGGGCCUGCAUUCAAUUGCUAGAGAUUGGAUAGAAGGAAGGUUAGCCCGCCUGAGUGUGCGAGGCAAGGCAACGCUGCAUUUGAAAUCAGGCAUUCUCCCCCUUGGGACUCAGACAUUGAUGGAUACCGUCACAUUCGAAGAAAAUGAUUUCCCAGCGCUUCCCAAGAUUGACAUCACCAAGCUCAAUGUGCAUGAUGCUGCACACGGAGCCUUGGCCGUGGACGUUCAAGUGUCAGCAGGCAUUGAUUCUCCCGUUGCCAUUACGAUUCCCGCCCUUGAAUUUGCGGUUUUUGUACCAAACUGCUCACCCGGUGAUCCUCAUAUUCUGGUUGCCGAUGCCAAAACAGCCGAGGUUCAAGUGCACCCAGACGCGCCAACCAUAAUCAGCGCUCAAGGCCUUGUAAAUCAACUGCCUGACGAGUUAACCACUACCUGUCCUGGAGGCAAUGGCUCACCACUGGACUUCUUGGUUUCGAAUUACGUCCAAGGUCUUCAGUCCACCAUUUAUAUUCGUGGUGCAGAUUCUCCAUCGACUGCAACCCCAGCAUGGAUUGCCGAUCUGUUACGCAGCGUUACUGUGCCGCUGCCUUUUUCGGGGAGUCCUCUGGAUGACCUUAUGAAGAACUUCACCAUGACAGACACGCAUUUUUCCCUUCCUAAUCCAUUUGCGGAACCAGGAUCUCCAGACUCCCAGCCGACAGUAUCUGCCCUGGUGAAGGUGCUCAUCAAUUUGCCGGAUCAGAUGAAUGUCCAAGUCGAGGUCCCGAGCGUUCGAGCUCUUACAAACGUAUACUACACUGGGAAGGAACUAGGCGUCUUGAACAUCGACAAAUGGCAAGACGCCAACUCGACCAGGGUGGAGCUCGAGGAUGGCUCCUCCGCGCUGCUUGUGGAGUUCCCUAUCAAGGACGCCCCAUUACAAGUAACGGACAGUGAUCUGUUGGCAAAGGUUGUCCAAGAGAUGCUUUUCGGCAGCAAGGGAGUCGUCUUACAUGUUGCUGCCGUCGUAGAUGCGAAGGUCGAGACAGGGUUGGGUCGCUUCGCCGUGCACGGGAUUCCAGGAGAAGGGAACGUGCCCGUUAACAUUCCGGCUGGAAACUCGAUUGGCAACCUGAAACCCACCAUCGUGUCCAUGCAGUUGGGCGACACUACUGAAACUUCUUUGGCCGUAUCUGUGCUAAUGAACUUCACAAAUCCAACCAACCACUCUGCGACUAUUCCCUUCUUUGACGUCGAGUUUCUAUUCAACAACACGGCCAUAGGCCAUGUUUUCGCCCGCAAUCUCUCGGUCGUCCCUGGGAACAACACCAAUGUCUCGGUGCAAAUGUCAUGGGAUCCAUAUAGCAACGGAGGUCAGGCUGGAGUAGAAGCCGGGCGGAAAUUUGUUUCAUCGUAUAUUUCAGGAGCGAACACAACUGUGACGAUCAAGACCCAUGAAGGGACUUUCCCUACACUUCCAGACCUUGGCAAAGCUCUUUCAGUCUUGUCAUUCGACGUUCCUGUCCCACAUAUGUCAAUGCCUAGAGCACCGGGGGAUGACGACGACGAUGAUAAACCUCCCAAAUAUAUACAAGAGGCAACACUCCACCUUUUCUCUUCAACAGUUGAGUUCACCGUAUUCUCCCCCUCAGCCGAGACCAGCAUCACCGUCACCUCAAUGGAGGCGACAUCAUAUUAUGAAGACGAACCAUUGGGCCACAUCAACUACUACAUACCGUUCGAUGUCCCGCCCGGUGUUUCCCAUUCACCUCGGUUACCGGUUGAACUAAUCCUAGACGGAGUGGGCUAUGAUGCUUUGCGUAAGGCUCUGGGCCAGGAGUUGGUGUUGGAUGCCGUUGCUAAGGUGGGGGUGCGGGUUAAAAAUUACACUGAUAUCGUUCACUAUCACGGGAAUGGGAUUACGUCGAAGGUAAGGAUUUGAGGGUGUUGGGUUGCUUUUGGGUGGAUGGCUCAGCAUCGCAAAAGGAUAUAAUGGAUUGUCUUUUUCUGGGAAAUCUUGCUGGCGUUUAGGUUUUGAUUACAUUUAUGAUACCUAAUGAAAUACACGUUCAUGUGGUCAAGAGUUGCUGACGUCCAGUAUGCAAUUGAGUCCGAGAUUUCAGAGACUUAGGUUUACGCUCGAGUAUGCCUAGAGUGGGAAAUUGGAUGAAACCAAAAGACAAACGAUUGUGACAUUUUACAAAUGAUAGCAUCGACCACGGAAUUAGACAGAAGACUGAAUCGAAGUUCGCACACAUAGAUUGAAGGAUUGCGCAGCAGAGAAACCAAAAUCGUAUUGGGUAUGUAUAUUUUUGACUUUGGGGUUGGAAAUGAGCUUAACCGGGGGGCAGGGUGCUGGCAUCGACAACGUCGGCGGCAUCCUUCUCAAUCUCCUCGGUGUGCUCGGACAGAGGGGAGCGGGGCAGAGCCAUGAGACCGGUACGAGUGGACUCGAGGAUACCGAAGGGACCGAUCAGCUUGAGGAAGGAGUCGAUACGGCUGGGCUUGGCGGAACUGUGGAGAGGUCAGCGUAGUACAAAGUAUUACACAUCAGGGACAGAGAGGUUAGGAGACGUACACCUCGACAAUGCAGUUGUUGUUGCUAAUAUCCAAAACCUUACCACCGAAUUGGUGGGCCAGACGGGUAAUAGCAUCCAGAUGCUCGUGCUUGUGACGCAGAGCCUGGCUGGGAGGCAGGUUGCGGGGGUGGUAUUCAACCUCCUGGUAGCCAUGGCCCUGACCCUCCUUCAGAGAGUCAGCGGGGGUAGUGAUCUCGCGGUGGUGCUGGAGGAGCUCCUCGAAGAACUCGGGGCCAAGGAUGGAGACCUUCGCGAGCAGGAGCUCGCGCUGAACCAGAGCGGAGUCGGUGUAGUCCAGAACGGCCCAGACGGGGACGAGGUCGUCGAGCUGGCGGCGAGCCUGCUCAACAACACCGUCCUGGCCCUGGAGCACGAUAGUCAUGCGGGACAGAUCAUCGACCUCGGUCUUGCAAACGACCAAACUGUCAAUGUUGAAGCCACGGGCGGCCAGAAUACCGGACACACGGGACAGAACACCGGGCUCGUUCUGAACCAGGCAGUUCAGAACAUGGCGCUUCGGAGGGUUGCUCGGAGGCACGGGAGUCUCGUACAGAAUAGAGGAGACGGCGGUAGGAGCAUCCCACUGAGGAGAGGCGUCGGAAACGGGGAGGGGGAGAGGGGAGCGGCGGUGCAAUGCCUUGUAGGCCAGAGCAGAGGUCGAGCUGCUAGAUGAGGCGCGGAAAGCGUUGAAACGAGAAGCUGCGGCGCUACGAGAGCGAGCGGCCGCUGUCGACUGCGACAGUAGCGACGCUGACGCCGAGGAAAGCGUCAAUGGGCGCCUGAAAGCCAUGGUAGGUUCAGGGAUCACCGAGAGUUGUGCGAUGAAUCACUGCAGAUGCUCCG